AUGAAACACAACCAUGGUAAACCAAGUAGGAUCUCGAUGUUGAAGCAAGGUGUGAUUGCUGGUCUCUUCCGAGAAGAAUUACGCAGAAAUGUCAAUCUACAAGCUUCAGCGAUCAAAGAUGCAAUAAAGAUAAGGUAUGACAUUGCUGUACCUAUAUCUAAGUGCUACAGAGGAAGACACAUUGCAUUAGGGACAAUCCUUGAAGCUCAGAGAACUCAAUUUGGGAAGCUAUGGGAUUAUGAAGAAGAGUUGCGUAGAUCAAACCAAGGUAUAAGCACUAAUUUAUGCACAAGAGAGGUUAAUGGUGCUCAAAUAUUUGAUUGCUUCUACAUUUUCUUUAAAGAAUUGUGUACUGCUUGGAAGAGUUGUUCUAGACCUGUUAUCGGACUUGAUGGAUGCUUCUUGAAGUGGGAUUUAAACGGGGAUUUGCUUGCAGCAGUUGGGAGAUAUGUGUAUAACAGGAUGUACCCCAUCGCGUGGGCAGUUGUAAGAGGAGAAAACAAAGAUACUUGGGGAUGGUUUGUGAGAAAGCUGAAGGCAGAUCUCGGCUUGGAAUUGGGGAAGGAUCUAACCAUAAUCUCGGAUAAACAGAAAGAGCUUGUUCAUGAUAUCGAGUUAGAACUUCCUGAGGCAGAACAUCGUAUGUGUGGUAGGCACAUUUAUGCAAAUUGGAAGAAGCUUAGUUUCUCGAGGUCGGAGUAUAAGUCAUUGUUUUGGGGAGUCGCAUACAGCUACACCGAGGGAGAGUACAAAGAGAAGAUGCGUUUGGUAGAAGCAUACGAUGUCGUGGCACACAAGGAGUUACUUAAUACAGACCCACAGCGGUGGUGUAGAGCAUUCUUCAAUGUCGAGUCCCAUUGUCCUGACAUGCACAAUAAUUUAUCUGGAAGUUUCAACAGAACCAUAAAGAUGGCGAGGGCAAAACCAGUGAUCAACAUGAUGGAAGACAUACGCAGACAAUCUAUGAAAAGGAUAUCGAGGCAGUUCUUUAUGGCAGAUAAGUGGAACACCAUUGUAACACCUAUUACAAUGCCUUUGUUGGAGAAAGAAAGAUGUGCAAAAAAACAUUGUUCAACAAUACGCAGCGAUUUCAGCUUGUACGAGGUGAAUGAGUUCGACUGUGGUUACAAGGUGAACUUGACUUCACAUCAGUGUGCUUGCAGGCGAUGGGAUCUCACAGGUAUUCCGUGUAAACUUGAUGUGUGUGUGCUUGAUGACAACAAGGAGGAUCAUGUGAAGUAUAUUGCAGAAUAUUACUACACACACGUGAUGAAAAGAACUUACUCCGACAAUAUCAAACCUGUCAAUGGGGAAAGCCUAUGGAAGAAGACAGACAAGCCGCCUAUUGGGAUAUCAGAGAUAAGAAAACCAAGAGGGAGACCAAGGACACGAGACAGGAAGAAAUAG
Messenger RNA from Brassica oleracea var. oleracea, 1407 nucleotides. RefSeq lists its product as uncharacterized. The transcript has a single exon. The record is from RefSeq and is a predicted model, not a curated record. The coding region runs from base 1 to 1407 and encodes 468 amino acids. Gene Ontology annotation, molecular function: zinc ion binding. Lineage: Eukaryota; Viridiplantae; Streptophyta; Magnoliopsida; Brassicales; Brassicaceae.